CCGAACCUCUUGAAGCCAUUCUCACUGAUGACGAACCUGAACAUGGCACAUUGGGAGCUCCGGAAGGGGACCACGACCUCCUCACUUGUGGCCAGUGUCAGAUGAACUUUCCGUUGGGGGACAUUCUUAUUUUUAUUGAGCACAAACGGAAACAAUGCAAUGGCAGUCUCUGCUUAGAGAAGGCUGUGGAUAAGCCACCUUCACCCUCACCAAGUGAGCUGAAAAAAGCAUCCAAUCCCGUGGAGGUUGGCAUCCAGGUUACGCCAGAGGAUGACGAUUGUUUAUCAACGUCAUCUAGAGGAAUUUGCCCUAAACAGGAACAUAUAGCAGGUAAAGACGAGCCCAGCAGCUACACGUGUACGACUUGUAAACAGCCUUUCAACAGCGCCUGGUUCCUCUUGCAGCACGCACAGAACACGCACGGCUUACGGAUCUACCUAGAAAGCGAGCACGGCAGCCCCCUGACGCCACGGGUUGGUAUCCCAACAGGACUAGGUGCAGAGUGCCCUUCCCAGCCACCUCUCCACGGGAUUCACAUUGCAGACAAUAACCCUUUUAACCUGCUCAGAAUACCCGGCUCGGUCUCGAGGGAGGCGUCGGGGCUGGGAGAAGGGCGCUUCCCACCCACACCGCCCCUCUUUAGCCCUCCCCCGAGGCACCAUUUGGAUCCGCAUCGCAUUGAGCGCCUGGGUGCGGAAGAAAUGGCUCUGGCCACCCAUCACCCUAGUGCCUUUGACAGGGUGCUGCGACUGAACCCCAUGGCGAUGGAGCCCCCCGCUAUGGAUUUCUCCCGGAGGCUGCGGGAGCUGCCCCCGUUCCUGGCCACGCCACCCCUUCCUCCUCUGCAGUCUGCUCCUCCUCCUUCCCAGCCGCCCAUGAAGUCCAAGUCCUGCGAGUUCUGCGGGAAGACCUUCAAGUUUCAGAGCAACCUGGUGGUCCACCGCCGGAGCCACACCGGGGAGAAGCCCUACAAGUGCAACCUCUGCGACCAUGCCUGCACGCAGGCCAGCAAGCUGAAGCGCCACAUGAAGACCCCGGGCACCAGCGACCUGGUGGGCAGCGCCAGCAGCGCCCUCAAGUCCGUGGUGGCCAAGUUCAAGAGCGAGAACGACCCCAACAUGAUCCCCGAGAACGGGGACGAGGAAGAGGAGGAAGAGGAGGAGGAGGAGGAGGAGGAGGAGGAGGCAGAGGAGGAGGUUGGGGACUGGAACGAGAGCGACCGGCCGGACUACGGCUUUGGGAUGAGCCUGGAGGCAGCCCGCCACCACGAGAACAACUCUCGGGCCGGCGAGGAGGGUCGGUCGAUGCCGGACGUCAUGCAGGGCAUGGUCUUGAGCUCCAUGCAGCACUUCAGCGAGGCCUUCCACCAGGUCCUGGGGGAGAAACACAAGCGGGGCCACCUCCCCGAGCCCGAGGUGCACAGGGACACUUGCGACGAAGACUCGGUGGCCGGCGAGUCCGACCGCAUCGACGAGGGGGCAGUGAACGGCCGGGGCUGCUCCCCGGGGGAGUCCGCCUCGGGAGGCUUAUCCAAAAAGCUGCUGCUGGGUAGCCCCAGCUCCUUGAGCCCCUUCUCCAAACGCAUCAAGCUGGAGAAGGAGUUCGACCUGCCGGCCGCCGCCAUGCCCAACACCGAGAACGUUUAUUCCCAAUGGCUGGCGGGCGACACUGGUGAGUACUGGGUGAAGGUCUUCAAGAACUGUAGUAAUCUCACCGUCCACAGACGGAGCCACACGGGCGAGAGGCCGUAUAAGUGUGAGCUUUGCAACUACGCCUGCGCCCAGAGUAGCAAGCUCACCCGGCACAUGAAAACACACGGGCAGGUGGGAAAGGACGUUUACAAAUGCGAGAUUUGUAAGAUGCCUUUUAGCGUGUACAGUACCCUGGAGAAACACAUGAAAAAAUGGCACAGUGAUCGAGUCUUGAAUAACGAGAUAAAAACUGAAUAG
Messenger RNA from Nestor notabilis (Kea), 1949 nucleotides. Its product is annotated as B-cell lymphoma/leukemia 11A-like. Gene Ontology annotation, biological process: negative regulation of dendrite development; regulation of transcription by RNA polymerase II. Lineage: Eukaryota; Metazoa; Chordata; Aves; Psittaciformes; Psittacidae. Gene Ontology annotation, molecular function: DNA-binding transcription factor activity; RNA polymerase II cis-regulatory region sequence-specific DNA binding. Gene Ontology annotation, cellular component: nucleus. The record is from RefSeq and is a predicted model, not a curated record.